AUGGCCUUGCCAGAGAACUCCACGACGACCGGUACAGGCGAGGGUAGCUCGUCUACGAGCUCUACUCAGUGCGAUCCCAUCAUUGUGCAACUAGAGCAAAUCAAAGCUCUCCUCCAACAGCAAUCCCAGACGCUCGAUGCACAUCUCGCGCAGCAGCUACAGAAGGACGUAGAUAUCGAUCGACGACGCGUGGAGAAAUUCGAGCGGGACGAACAGUUGCGUGCUCAGGUAGCUAGGCUUAUGGCGUCGCGUCCACUGAGAGGGCCGACUCGUCCAUCGGACGACGAAGUUGAAGAUACAUCAGACAAGAACACGAAGAUCGAAAAGCGAUGA
Messenger RNA from Pleurotus ostreatus (oyster mushroom), 333 nucleotides. RefSeq lists its product as uncharacterized. The record is from RefSeq and is a predicted model, not a curated record. NCBI's taxonomy places the organism in Eukaryota, Fungi, Basidiomycota, Agaricomycetes, Agaricales, Pleurotaceae. The coding region runs from base 1 to 333 and encodes 110 amino acids. The transcript has 2 exons.